Trametes versicolor FP-101664 SS1 is the source of this 621-nucleotide messenger RNA. RefSeq lists its product as uncharacterized. The record is from RefSeq and is a predicted model, not a curated record. The transcript is spliced from 4 exons. NCBI's taxonomy places the organism in Eukaryota, Fungi, Basidiomycota, Agaricomycetes, Polyporales, Polyporaceae. Bases 1 to 621 code for a protein of 206 amino acids.
AUGGCUCUUCAACCGUCCUUCCAGCGUGCCCUGGUCAUCGCGGGCAAGUACGAUGCCCCGCACACGCUCGACGUCUUCCUGGACUACGUGUGCCCGUUCUCCGCCAAGAUCGCGCUCGCGAUCGAUUCCGUCCUCAAGCCGCUCUUCGCGCCCGGCGGAAAGUACGACGGGAAGGUCAAGGUGAUCUUCCGCAACCAGGUGCAGCCCUGGCACGCGAGCUCCACUUUCGUGCACGAAGCCGGCCUCGCCGUUGCGCGCGUCGCCCCAGAGGAGUUCUGGAAGUUCUCGCUUGCGCUGUUUGCGAGCCAGCGCGACUACUUCGACAUACCCACCUCCACCCUCACCCCGACCGAAAUCCGUGAGAAGCUCACCACGCUCGUGGCGGAGUCCGUCAGCGAGGACAAGGCGGCGCCGUUCAAGGACCUCGUCACGCUCAAGACGACCCCGAACGGCGGCGUCGACGUCACCGAGGACCUGAAGUACACCAUCAAGUUCUCGAGACAGAAUGGCAUCCACGUCUCGCCGACUGUCCUGUGGGACGGCCUCAUCGCAAACGAGAUCUCGAGCUCGUGGGGCGAGCGCGAGUGGACCGAGUUCCUCGAGAAGAAGGUCACGGCGUGA